This is a messenger RNA of Beta vulgaris subsp. vulgaris (sugar beet), 6973 nucleotides long. RefSeq lists its product as uncharacterized. NCBI's taxonomy places the organism in Eukaryota, Viridiplantae, Streptophyta, Magnoliopsida, Caryophyllales, Amaranthaceae. Gene Ontology annotation, molecular function: ubiquitin-protein transferase activity; protein kinase activity; ATP binding. The transcript has 24 exons. The coding region runs from base 474 to 6410 and encodes 1978 amino acids. Gene Ontology annotation, biological process: protein phosphorylation; protein ubiquitination. The record is from RefSeq and is a predicted model, not a curated record.
UAUUUACAUUUGUGUAUUUUGGGUUAUUUAGCAUAAUCUUUAAACUACUCCAAUCACAAGUAAUCCCUUUGAACGACGACAGUUUGUUUCAAUUCAUCAGCAUUAUGUUUUUUUAAUAACUUCCCAUAAUUCCCUGUCAUUUUCAUUGAAUUUCUAGUAUUAAUUUUAUUACAACUGCAGUAUUAUACUGCUUGAAAAUGACCAUCAAAUUAAAUUACUAAGGAGGAUAAUAUAAUAUACUUUUGCUUCAAUUUUAUAGGAAAGCUCAAUUAAAACUGAGAAUUUGCUGUAUUUGGUUGUUUUUUGGGGUUGAUUUCCUGCAUCUUUGGAUUGUUGGGUUGGUUUUGAUUUUUUUAUUCAGGUUAAAAAGAUUUGGCCUUAAACCCAGUUGGAGAGUCUGAAUUUUGCAGUUUUGUGAGCUCAUUUUGAAUAUAGGAAGUUUUUUUUGGCUGUUUUCUGAGAAAUUAGCUAAAAUGGCAUUAUUAAUGGGGAAAGAUGUUGCUGAUGAUGUUAAUGAAAAGAUAUAUGUUGCAGUGAGCAAAGAAUGGAAAGCUUGGAAACCAAAUCUAGAAUGGGUUGUUCGCAACUCGAAAGGAAAGACAUUAUGCUUUGUUCAUGUUCACCAUCCUGCACAGUAUAUUUACUUAUUUGGUGCAAAAUUCCCCACAAGCUCACUGUCAGAACCCGAAGUAAAGGCACAUCGUGAAAAGGAAAGACAAGAUAUGUACAAGAUUUUAGAUGAAUAUAUUCGCAUUUGUACUAAAGCUGGGGUUCAAGUAGAGAAACUGUAUAUUGAAAAGGAAACUGUUGAAAGUGGACUUGUGGAGCUCAUAUCUCAGCACAAUAUCGAGAGACUUGUCAUGGGAGCAGCAACUGACAAGAGUUAUUCAAGGAAAAUGUUGGAACCAAAAUCCAAGAAGGCCAAAUAUGUCCGUCAAUAUGCUCCUGCAUGCUGUCACAUCUGGUUUAUCUGCAAGGGGCGUCUAAUCUGUAAAAGGGAGGGUAUAAAACAGUCACGGUUAGAUGAUGAAGAUCAAAAUGGACAGGCAAAUACAAAGUCAAGAUUGUCUCAGUAUACUAGUGAAUGGUCUACUGCCACCAGCAAAGUGGACUUUGUAGAGAGUCUUGAUCGAUCAUCAACAUUUAGCCUUUCUCAAUUAUCUGUUUUUUAUCGAUCUUCUGAAGCUGCCACUGAUUCAACUUUCUAUCAUUCGGGAACAGAAGAUAGAGAACCCUCAUUUCGGUCCCUUACUCUACCUCUUCGACCUGACGGAAAUCAGCACCAUUUACUCUCUCUAAACGCGCAGCAGGAAGGGAAUAUGGAUGAUGCACUAUAUAAUCAACUUGAUCAGGCCAUAGCAGAGGCUGAAUCUGCAAAGCAGGAGGCGUUUCAAGAGUCAAUGAGGUGUCGUAAAGCAGAAAAAGAUUCAGUUGAAGCAAUUUGCAAGGCAAAGGUAGCAGAAAGUUUGUACCAUGAGGAGUUGAGAAGAAGGAAAGAACUUGAAGAAGAGUUGACUAAGGCCAAACAAAAACUCGAAAGUACAAAGAAGGAGCGCGACAUGGCCCUAGAUGAACUCCGGAUUGUCAUGGAUCAGAAACUGUUGCCGAAACAAGCAAAGUUGAGAAGUCUAUUGUCAUUCGGAAAGAUGGGUGGGAAAUUUCCAGCUAAUCAAGUGGGAGAAAGGGAACUCAAGGCAUUCCGAGAGCAGGAAAGUAAACAGAUGCAUAAACUUUUAGAUGAUUAUCUUCAAAUCUGUGCUCAAGUUGGGGCAUGUGCUGAAAGUAUGCAUAUUGAAAAGGAUUGCAUAGAGGAGGGAAUUGUGGAAUUCAUAUCUCAACAAAGGAUAGGGAGACUUGUUAUGGGUGCUGCAGCAGACAGUAGAUUUUCAAGGAAAAUGGUGGAACCUAAGUCAAAAAAGGCGAACUAUGUGCGCCAACAUGCACCUGAUUUCUGUCAAAUCAGGUUUAUCUGCAAGAGUCGUCUAAUCUGUACGAGGGAGGGUAUGAGGCAACCAAGUUUGGAUGUUGAAGGGAGAUCGUCACUCUCUUCAGAGAAUAAUAACAUUGAUGCAGACAUUCUAAAUCAAUUAUUAAAUUCUAGGCUUAGACUUUCAGAUUCUGGUGGAUCUGGAGGCAGUUCUGAUAGAUCUGAUCAAUCAUCAAGACUCAGUCUUUCACAGUCUUCAAUCCGUUCACUAGAAGCGGGAUCACCUUUCAGUUCACCUUGUUCAUCACUUACUAGAGAAGAAGUCAGAGAAUCUGGUCUGGAGUUGUUGGCUUUGCCUCAGACUAAGAGCAAGGAUCAAGGUUUAUCACCUCCAAGCGUAUUGGAAAAUGGUAUCGAUGAUGAUCUGUAUGACCAGCUUGUUCAAGCCAUGACAGAGGCUGGAAAUUCAAAGAGAGAAGCCUUUGAAGAAUCAAUACGGCGUCAGAAAGCUGAGAAAGCAGCUAUGGAUGCUAUUCGCAGGACAAAAGCUGCUGAAAAAUUGUAUUAUGAGGAAUCUAGAAAAAGGAAAGAGAAAGAGGAAGAGCUGGCUAAGUGGAUGGAGGAACUCGAAAUCACAAAGAGCCAGCAGGAAAAGGUCUUGCAGGAACUCCACGAGGCAUUGGAUCAGAAGAUGUCGCUUGAAACCGAAUUUCAGAAAGUCAAACUUACAGAAAAGGAGAUGGAACAGAAAUUAUUGUCUGCAGUGGCUUUGUUACAGAAGUAUAAGAUGGAACGUGAUGGUUUACAAGUAGAAAGGGAUGAUGCUCUCCGAGAAGCCGAACAGUUGAGGAAACAGUAUGCUCAGGGACCAUCAAGCUCAAGUAUCUCUUGUUUUUACUCUGAAUUCUCUUUCUCGGAUCUGGAGAAAGCUACUAACUACUUUGACCCAUCCUUGAAGAUUGGGGAAGGAGGGUAUGGUAGUAUAUAUAAAGGUUUUCUACGUCACACUGAAGUGGCAAUAAAGAUACUGAAUCCCAACAGCAUGCAGGGUCCUCGAGAGUUUGAACAAGAGGUGGAUGUUUUAAGCAAGCUGCGGCAUCCAAACCUAGUGACUCUCAUUGGUGCCUGUCCUGAAUCUUGGGCUCUUGUAUAUGAGUAUCUUUCUGGAGGAAGCCUUGAGGACCGACUAACUUGCAAGGAUAACUCCCCUCCACUACCAUGGCAAGCAAGAAUUCAAAUAGCCACAGAGUUAUGCUCCAUCCUCAUCUUUCUCCAUUCAAGCCGACCUAGCAGCAUUAUACAUGGAGAUAUAAAGCCAUCAAAUAUACUACUGGAUGAUAAUCUUGCAUGCAAGCUCGCCGAUUUUGGUAUAUGCUGUGUGAUCGCAAAUGGCGAAACCUCAACGGAACAAACUACUAGGUUCUGUACCACUCAACCAAAGGGCACUUUCACUUACAUGGACCCAGAAUUGCUGGCAACUGGAGAGCUUACCCCAAAGUCUGACAUUUAUUCUUUCGGGAUCAUAUUGCUGCGCUUAUUGACUGGUAAACCAGCCUUGGGGAUAACAAAGGAAGUUGAAUAUGCUUUAGCUAAAGGUGAUUUAAAUUUCAUAUUAGACCCUUCAGCUGGGGAUUGGCCUUUUGUCCAGGCUGAGCAGUUAGCUCGUAUGGCUUUAAGGUGCUGUGACAUGAAUGGAAAGAAUCGCCCUGAUCUUGAAACAAAUAUAUGGAGGGUUCUAGAACCCAUGAAAGCUUCGUCUCGAAGCUUAUCUAUGCCUAUGGCGUCUGAUGAUCAAGCACCACAUUAUUUCAUAUGCCCCAUUUUUCAGGAAAUAAUGGAAGAUCCACAUAUUGCUUCAGACGGCUUUACAUAUGAAGCUGAGGCUAUCAAAGGCUGGGUAGAUAGUGGCCAUGACACUUCACCUAUGACUAAUGUGAAACUUGCAAAUCAUGAAUUUAUUCCUAAUCACGCUCUUCGCUCCGCCAUUCAGGAAUGGCAAAGACGCAGCGAACAACUUUUUUUCCCGUUAAUUUGGCAACUUAAUCUUCUUCUAAAAGUUCAAGAUUUUGUUAAAAUUUUUCUAGUGAAAAUUAGAGUUAUGAAGAACAAGAUAUAUGUAGCAGUAGGAAAAGAUGUUGAAGAAAGAAAAUCACUUCUAAAUUGGGCUUUAAAGAUUUCAAAAGGGGAAACCAUUUGUGUUAUUCAUGUUCAUAUUCCUGCUGAAAUCAAUUCUAUGCCAAAUAAUUAUAAUAGUUUUGAAGCAUUUCAAGAAUGUGAAAGAAAAGAGGUGGUCAACAUGCUAAAUGACUGUGUUCGAAUCUGUGCUCUUAAACAGGUUCCUUCUGAAAAAUUGUAUUUAGAGAAAGAGUCUGUAACUGAUGGAAUUUUGGAACUCGUUUUUCGACUGAGGAUAACGAAGCUGGUGAUGGGUGCAGGAGCUAAUAAUAAAUAUUCGAGGAGAAUGACAAAACCGUUAUCAAACAAAGCCAAUUACGUGCUCCAACAUGUUCCUGAUUUCUGUGACAUCUGGUUUAUACACAAGGAUCCUCUACUCGCUACAAGGGAAGUUGUGAAGCAACCAAGUCCUAAUGUUGAAGGGAUAUCAUUACAUGAUUCCGAGAAUGAUGAACUCGAUGCAGGCAUACUAAAUGAAGAAUUAGAUCUUAGAUUGAGACAUCCAGAUUUUGGUGGCUAUGGAGGAAGUUCUGAUGGAUUUGACAGUUUUUUUCAGUCCUCAACCUACUCUACAGAAGCUGAAUCAGCUUUUAGUUCACCUCAAUUAUCAUUUGCAAGAGAUAGUGAAGUCGGUGAAUCUGGUCUGGAGUUGUUGGCUGUGCCUCAGACAAAGAGCUUAUAUAAGGAGGAAAGCAGUAUGAUCAAUGAUCUGUAUGAUCAACUUGAGCAAGCCAUAACAGAGGCAGAAACUUCAAAGCAAGAAGCUUUUGUUGAAUCAAUUAGACAUCGAAAAGCUGAGAAAGAGGUUCUAGACAUAUCUCGUAAGGUAAAAGCUACUCAAAGAUUGUAUUUUGAGGAAUUGAGACAAAGGGAAGACAUAAAGGAAGAGUUGGCUGAGAGGAAUAAGGAACUUGAAGUCACAAAGGACCAGCUGGAAAAGGUCUUACAUGAACUUCAUGAGGCAAGAGAUCAGAAGUUUUCUCUGGAAAGCCAAUUUAAGAACCUAUCUCUCUCGGAAAAGGAGAUGUUACAGAAACUAUUGUCUGCAGUGGACUUGUUACAGUUGUACAAGAAUCGCCGCGAUGAACUGCAAGUAGAAAGGGAUCAUGCUCUUCAAGAAGCUGAAGAGUUGAGAAAAGAACUUGCUGAGAAACCAUCAAGCUCUCAUGCACCCAUGUUUUUCUCCGAAUUCUCCUUCUCAGAUCUAGAGAAAGCUACUAACUACUUUGAUCCGUCGAUGAAAAUUUGGGAAGAUGGGUAUGGAAGCACAUACAAAGGUUUCUUACAUCACACAGAAGUGGCAAUAAAGAUAUUCCAGCCAAACACCAGUCAUGGUGCUCAAGAGUUCGAACAGGAGGUGCAUGUUUUAAGCAAACUGAGGCAUCCGAAUGUAGUAACUCUCAUUGGUGUCUGUCAUGAAUCACGAGCUCUUGUUUAUGAGUAUUUUCCCAGGGGAAGUCUUGAGGACCAACUCAUCUGCAAAGAUAACACUCCUGCACUACCAUGGCAAGUGAGAAUCCAAAUAGCCACGCAAUUAUGCUCCGUCCUCAUUUUCCUCCAUUUAAGCCAACCUAGCAGUAUAAUCCACGGCAAUCUAAAUCCUGCAAAUAUACUUCUAGAUGACAAUUUGGUGUGCAAACUCUAUAAUUUUGGUAAAAGCCGUGUAAUCUUAGAUGGCAGAGUCUCAGGGGAACAAACAACGAGAUUGACUACCUCUGAACUAAAUGACACUUUCACAUACAUAGAUCCAGAGUUUCUUGCAACCGGAGAAUUUACACCAAAGUCAGACAUUUAUUCAUUUGGGAUCAUAUUACUGCACUUAUUAACGGGUAAACCAGCCUUUGGAAUAACAAAGGAAGUGGAAGAUGCUUUGGAUAACGAUGAUCUCAAUGCGACAUUGGACCCAUCAGCGGGAAACUGGCCUUUUCUCUUGGCUGAGCAGUUGGCUCGCAUGGCUUUGAGGUGUUGUGAUAUGAGCCCAAGGAAUCGCCCUGAUCUUGGAUCAGAUAUAUGGAGGGUUCUUAAACCCAUGAAAGCUGCAUCUCAACCAUUAUCUACACUUUUGCUGGCUUGUGAGAACCGCGCACCACAUUAUUUCUUAUGUCCCAUUUUACAGGAAAUGAUGGAGGAUCCACAAAUUGCUUCAGAUGGUUUUACAUAUGAAGCAGAGGCUAUCAAAGGCUGGCUAGAUAGUGGCCAUCACACUUCACCUAUGACUAAUAUGAAACUUCCAAACCAAGACCUUAUUCCUAACCGGGCUCUACGCUCUGCAAUUCAAGAAUGGCUACAACAUCGCCGCAAUGUAUAGAUCUUUUUAUAUGGUACAAGCAGAAAAAAUAAAAUCUCACAGUUUCUACUAUUUCAGGUUUACCCAUGUUUUCCAUGUAGGCUAUAUUCUUUUCACCUGAAUAAACCUUAUUUUGAGGCGUUUUAUUGAGUUGAAAAGAACGAAGAAUUAACUUAUGCCUCUAAGUGGGAUGCCAUAUGCCAAUAGUUGGUAGAAUCUUGUGCAGGUGAUAGUUGUGGACUUGUGGUACCCAAUACUUGUGAUCGAUUCCAACCUAUAUCAUUGCGAUUUGUGUCUCUUUGUACACCCAAAAAGAAACACCUCUUGCUUAUUUGUCUAUACUCUAUAGCAUAGUACUCUUAGCUUAUUUUGGGGUGUACAUACCUAAGAUUAGUCAGUAGAGCAAUAGAAAUGGAAUUUGCUGGCAAGUGCCAACUCCCCUCUAUAUGGGAGCAACUGGAUUGAUCGACUUCAAGAUCCUGGAUGUAUAUGUAUAUGUAUAUGAAAGCUGGUCUACCAUUCUUUUUAUAACAUAAGAUGAUACUAUGUAAUGGCUUAUUCAAUCCUAGCUCACUGUAGGUUGU